Messenger RNA from Paralichthys olivaceus (Japanese flounder), 1474 nucleotides. Lineage: Eukaryota; Metazoa; Chordata; Actinopteri; Pleuronectiformes; Paralichthyidae. The record is from RefSeq and is a predicted model, not a curated record.
UAACUCUCUCCACCAAUGAGCGAUCCCCAAACUGUGAAGGCGGAAGAAAACACGGAAGCAACACGGACACGUCGACUGGCUGCGAUAAAACGCUUCCGCUCCCAGCUGCCUGAAUGGAGAAGGACAGCGAGCUGCUUCUGGCCACAGAGAGAUAUGGCAGCGCGGGCUCCUGGAGGUAUUCAGUGAAAGAUGGAGCGGUAGAGAGAAGGAGAGAAGGCAGUGAAGGUGCUUCAAGAACAAACUCUAUCGUUGGAGUGUUUAAAAGCGUGUUUCUGCCUCAAGGCUACCCAGAGAGCGUCAGUGAUGACUACCUGCAGUACCAGUUCUGGGAUACAGUGCAGGCUUUCUCCAGCUCUCUGUCUGGGACUCUGGCCACUCAGGCGUCUCUCAAGGGGGUCGGUGUUGGAGACCAAGAGGCCACAGUGGCUGCAGCCACAGUCACCUGGUUAUUGAGAGAUGGGACGGGCAUGUUGGGAAGAAUCCUCUUCGCCUGGCAGAAAGGGAGUAAACUGGACUCUGAGGCCAAAAAAUGGAGGCUUUUUGCUGAUGUGCUCAACGACACUGCCAUGUUCAUGGAGAUAUUGGCCCCAUACUUCCCUGCUUGUUUCAUCUCGAUUGUGUGUAUCGCUGGGAUAUUCAAGUCCAUUGUUGGAGUUGCAGGUGGAGCGACCAGAGCUGCUUUGACGGUUCAUCAGGCACGCAGAGACAACAUGGCCGACAUCUCUGCCAAAGAUGGAAGUCAGGAGACGUUAGUGAACUUGGCAGGACUGCUGAUCAGCUUGAUGCUCAUUCCCCUCGUCACUAAUAAUCCAAUACUGACUCUCAGCCUCUUCUUCCUCUUCACCAUCCUCCACCUUUUUGCCAAUUACAAGGCUGUGCGUUCGGUUGUCAUGGAAACCUUCAAUGAGGCACGGCUUUCAAUCGUGUGGCAGCAAUACCUGAAAGACAAAAGAGUCCUGAGUCCACAAGAGGCCAAUCAGAGAGAGACAGUUUUCUUUGAGUUUAGGAAAACAGUGCCAAUCAGACUUGGAGUGAGGCUACAGGAGAUUGUGCAAAGCCCAGAAGAUCUUCAGAUGGCUUUGUGGAAAAAGAACAUGCCUUACCUCUUAGGAGUGAGAAACGGGUGUGUAUGUGUUUGUUUGGGACCAGAAGCGUCGGUACAUGAUGAAAUCAGAGCAAUGUGUCAUGCUGUGUGGAUCAGCAGCAAGUUAAGCCCUCCAGCUUCCAAAGAACCUGUUACACAACAGCAAAGUCACUGGGAGAUGGUGCAUGAGAGUCACAAGCUGAUUGACACUACUUUUAAUCCGUUUCUCAAAGGUGUAGAAGCUGCAGGAUGGGACACAAAACGAACUCUGCUGGACUGGGAUGAGUGGAGGGUCACGUGGAAAUCUAAGAGCAGCUGAGCUGUGAGGCAUCUGCAGCCAAUUGUCACUGUUUAUAUCACAUCUAAUAAACAAUUAUAUUUUCAUGUGCA